Messenger RNA from Myotis lucifugus (little brown bat), 594 nucleotides. It is a transcript of the gene OTOS, whose product is annotated as otospiralin. The transcript has 2 exons. The record is from RefSeq and is a predicted model, not a curated record. Lineage: Eukaryota; Metazoa; Chordata; Mammalia; Chiroptera; Vespertilionidae. The coding region runs from base 18 to 275 and encodes 85 amino acids. Gene Ontology annotation, biological process: sensory perception of sound.
CCUUCGGUCGCGGGGGGAUGUGCCUGGGGAAGAUGAAGACCUGCCUGCUGCCCGGGGUGGCCCUCUGCCUCUUGCUGGUGCCUCUGGUGGACCCAUAUGCCGAGCUGCCGGCCAUGCCCUACUGGCCCUUCUCCACCUCUGACUUCUGGAACUACGUGCAGUUCUUCCAGACGCUGGGGGCCUACCCCCAGAUCGAGGACAUGGCCCGCACUUUCUUCGCUCACUUCCCCCUGGGAACCACCCUGGGCUUCCACGUCCCCUAUCAGGAGGACUGAGGGGUCCCCAGCCUGGUGCCCUGGCCUCAUCAAUAAACUCCUGACUUAAAAUGCACAACACAUGCUGUGGCUUUUUUUCAAGACACAGCUGCACUCGGGACCCGUUUGCCUUCUCACCCCACCAGAAACCGAUCUAACAAGCUGCAACUAGCUUUUCCAUUGAAAUAAAUAGUAGAAAGGACUAUCUAUUGAACUGUAGAUACUAGUAUUUGGACCAGCAUCUAACUACAGAAAUUGUUACACCUGAUCAGAAACGCAGGGCUUUGUGAAACGUGUGUGUUAUGUGUUACGUUUGGGUGGGAUGGGGGAUGGAACGUGA